AUGUCUACCCCCGCCGCCCUCGCUGCACCUUCCCACGCUGCCACGACUACCAGUGUAGUCAGUGGCGUCGACUCCCAGCCAUCGGGCAUUUUGUCGUCGUCAGCUGUGGCCUCUGUGCGUCCUCGAUCUUCUGCGUUCGCUGAGGCGCGUGCCCGUUUGGACGCUGCUCCUCGGGAAGUGCCCUCCUUGCCACGUGUUCCCAUUGAUCCUGGCGCUCCUGGUGUUCCCGCCAACGAUGGCGACGACGUGUGGGCCUUCCAGCGCGAACAGCGUCGCCAAGCCGACGCAGUCCGCUCGAAGAGCGACAUCGGAUACCACCGACCCACGAUGGCUGAGCUGCAACCUGUUCUGGACCUUCUGGCCACGGGGUCUGCCACCGGAGGCGAACUGUUUGACGCCUUCGAGCCUCUUCGACGCGACUCGAAACGUCCCAUCGUUGGUUACGUUCGCAUCCCGACUGGUGCCCACACCGCGCAGAUCGACGAGGGCAAGGCCUUGAAGGCCGUGCUCUUUGACAACCACCAGGCCAAUGUCGGCCCCUCAUUGGCUGAUCUGAUCCAGCUCCGAAAGGACCUGGCCAACGAGCAACUGGUUCUGGGCCUUGCGUCGUUUCGUGCAAUCGACGCUCUGACCGGCGUCUACUUGAAGCUGCCUGUCAAAGACGGACAGAAAACUUUCCUCGUGGAGUCCUCCCAUGCCAUGGAUGGGUUCCAUGUUGACAUCCUCGACUUUGCCCACGAUCGCGCGGCCGAACGGCACCUUUGGUGCAUUCUCGCUGCUUGGGGCGCCCCUCCUAUCGCGGGCGCGUACACGCAAGUUUCGGCCGUGCAGGGCGCAAAAACGUCCCGCUACCGCCUGACGUUUGCCACGGCCGACGCGCCGUCUCUGUUUCGAUCCAACGGACGACUGAUCGACGAGAUUAUUCUCCUCGGACGUUGCCACCGUGUUUACGGAAAGGGUUGGUACAACCAUAAGCAGCCCCUACAACGUACGGACAUGGAUAUUGCGGCCCGAGAGCGCAAGAUUGUCCGUCCGUCGACUGCGCCACCUCCUAGCGAGUCCCCAUCAUCCCGCACGCCUGGUUCUUCAAAGCGCCAGUGUGUUGUACCUCCUCCCCCCGUGGCCUGGACUCGUGUACACCGCGGGACACCCUCUUCACCACGCGACCCCGGGCGUCCCUGGGUCUCGGCGAACAUGUUCGACGUCCUACGUCAGCAUGUCGUGGUAACCCCCGUCCAGCUGUCUGCCUCCAAUGGCAAGGAUGUUGUGAUCGUUCCCCAAAUUCUCGAGGCCCCCGAUGCCCCCACGUCAACCCCACCUUCAACUUUCGUUGGAGGCACCAAAAUUGUGGAGGGCAAGACAGUUCGCAUCGAAAUGCCACUCGACGCAAUCCUGCAGGAGUUUGCCUUGUUGGAUCGCUCGUCCCAGGUGGCGCAGGCAUCAUUUGACGCUCACUGCGCCGCCGCACGUGGCUCGACCAACUUGAACCUAGCCACGUACAUCCAAAAUGGCGAGGCCGAUUAG
Molecule: messenger RNA, 1524 nt
Organism: Aphanomyces invadans
Lineage: Eukaryota; Oomycota; Saprolegniomycetes; Saprolegniales; Verrucalvaceae
Exons: 1
Coding region: 1-1524 (507 amino acids)
Source: RefSeq, a predicted model, not a curated record